Molecule: messenger RNA, 2766 nt
Organism: Ricinus communis (castor bean)
Lineage: Eukaryota; Viridiplantae; Streptophyta; Magnoliopsida; Malpighiales; Euphorbiaceae
Product: glucomannan 4-beta-mannosyltransferase 9
Exons: 9
Coding region: 669-2267 (532 amino acids)
Cellular component (GO): Golgi apparatus
Molecular function (GO): mannan synthase activity
Source: RefSeq, a predicted model, not a curated record
CUUGUGGUUGAAGCUGCGGUGCUCAUGUCCUGAGGCCUGCAGUAAAAAGAAAAUGGUAAAAAAAAAAUUAAAAAAUUAUUGGAAUUAGAAGAAAUAAAUAGUGAAAGAGGAGAGAGAAAUAGAAGAGGCAAAGAAGAGAGAGCUUAUAUAAGAGCAUAAUUCUCCGGCAUAUUUUCUUGCUCUUUUCAUUUAUUUCUGUCUUUGUAUUUUUGUAUCGGCAUUUGUGUUCUGCUUCUGUUUUCUUUUCUCUUUAAUAACAGAAGCAGAAAUAUUUGCCCUUACAUUCUUUUUUAGUUCUUGAAUAACAACCUCAUUAAGAAACAGGAGUUUUGUUUCUUCUCGAGUUUGUUUCUGUCAUGCACAUUAGUUCUUAAGUUCAUAAGACAGACUCCUUGUUCUUGUUGUUCCAGUUUCUUGGGUUUUUUUUUUUUUUGUUCCUCAGGGAGCUGCUGACAUUACAGCUCUGCCUGUAUGUUGGCUUGCGUAUAGCGAAAGAAAAGAAACAUAUUCUUGCUCUUUUUUGUGUCUUAUAAAUUCUGUUCAGAUCUCAUUUUGAUGGGUUUCUUUUAAAAUCUUUAAAAUAAUAAUCAAACACUCCUGUUCCUGUCUUCCAUUUCUUGCUUUCCUCUGUUUCGUUUUUUGCCUUUGCUCUGUUCUGAGACACACAAAUGGAUCGGCUAACAACAACAAAAAUCAUUCCAGAUGCAUUUCAAGGUGCUAGAGAUGACAUUUCAAUGCAGUUCCUUAUAAUUUGGGAUCAGAUCAGAGCACCAUUGAUCGUUCCUUUACUACGUUUAGCAGUUGCUGUUUGUUUGCUCAUGUCCUUAAUGCUCUUCAUUGAAAGGGUCUAUAUGGGCAUUGUCAUUACCCUAGUCAAGAUUUUUGGUCGAAAACCUGAAAAACGUUACAAGUGGGAACCCUUAAAAGAUGAUGUUGAAAUGGGUAACUCUGCUUAUCCAAUGGUUCUUGUUCAAAUCCCAAUGUAUAAUGAAAGAGAGGUUUAUCAGCUUUCCAUUGGAGCUGCAUGUGGCCUCUCUUGGCCUUCUGAUCGCAUCAUAAUUCAAGUUCUUGACGAUUCGACAGACCCGACUAUCAAGGAUUUAGUUGAACUAGAGUGUCAAAGAUGGGCAAGCAAAGGCAUAAAUAUUAAGUACGAGAUAAGAGAUAAUAGAAAUGGGUACAAAGCUGGAGCUUUAAAAGAAGGCAUGAAGCGAAGCUACGUUAAACACUGCGACUAUGUAGCCAUCUUUGAUGCAGAUUUUCAACCUGAACCUGACUUUCUCUGGCGUACCAUUCCUUUCCUGGUCCAUAAUCCUGAACUGGGUCUGGUUCAGGCUCGUUGGAAAUUCGUGAAUUCUGAUGAGUGCUUGAUGACAAGAAUGCAAGAAAUGUCUUUGGAUUACCAUUUCACUGUUGAGCAAGAAGUGGGGUCUUCUACUUAUGCCUUCUUUGGCUUCAACGGAACGGCAGGAGUAUGGAGAAUUGCUGCACUCAAUGAAGCUGGAGGCUGGAAGGACAGGACCACAGUAGAGGACAUGGACCUUGCUGUCCGAGCUAGUCUCAAAGGCUGGAAAUUCUUAUACCUUGGUUCUCUUAAGGUGAAAAAUGAGUUGCCUAGUACUUUCAGAGCAUACCGCUAUCAGCAGCAUCGUUGGUCAUGUGGUCCUGCUAACCUCUUCAGGAAAAUGAUGAUGGAGAUUAUGACAAAUAAGAAAGUGACCUUGUGGAAGAAAGCACAUGUGAUCUACAGCUUCUUCUUAGUGAGGAAGAUCGUUGCCCACAUCGUUACUUUUGUUUUUUACUGUGUUGUUUUGCCUGCAACUGUUUUGGUACCUGAAGUUGCGGUUCCAAAGUGGGGAGCUGUUUAUAUUCCUUCAAUCGUUACACUUCUCAAUGCCGUUGGAACCCCAAGGUCACUUCACCUGAUGGUAUUCUGGAUCCUUUUUGAGAAUGUCAUGUCGCUGCACCGGACUAAGGCUACCUUCAUUGGAUUGUUAGAGGCUGGCAGAGUGAAUGAAUGGAUUGUCACUGAAAAACUAGGAGAUGCACUCAAGGCAAAACCUGCCAAAGCUCCAAAGAAACCACGAUUUAAAUUCGGAGACAGACUCCACCUUUUAGAGCUUGGGACUGGAGCUUACCUGUUCUUCUGCGGUUGCUAUGAUGUUGCAUUUGGGAAAAACCACUAUUUCUUAUACCUAUUCGUGCAAGCAAUUGCCUUCUUCAUCAUGGGUUUCGGAUACAUUGGCACCUUUGUCCCUAAUUCUUGAUGUGACUGUGAAAGUAGCAGCCAGCUGGUGCAGUUCUUUCAGCAAAUUCUUCACCCUAUGCCUGCGCCAUUUCACAUGGUAUAAGGCAUUCGCAGUGAAAAUUUCUGCAAUUUAGCUUUGUAUAAAAAGACAAAGAAUGAAGGUCAUAUUCUUUUAGGUUGAGCAUAAAUUAGUUGAGUGGGUGACUUGAAAGGUUAUUAGUUUCCCUUGUGAAUAUCACCGCAUACAUUUUAAGGAAACUACAGAAAAAACAUUGUAAUGUUGUUUUAUGGGAUUUGCAUUAUAUACGGAUAGGAUAAGGAAAAAGAGUGGAGAAAGCAGGUUUCUGGGUUCUGACCCUUAAGUAGAUAGAGCAAAACAUCUUGGAAUGGGAUUGUAAUUGUGAGAUUUUUGUAGCUUUUGUCUUUUUCCCCUUUUUGUUCAUUGCACUGUUGUGAUUGGCAUUGGCUUUGGGAGGAAAUAAAGUAACAGAAAUGGGAUAAGUUUUACAGUUGAUCCA